Alternaria burnsii is the source of this 738-nucleotide messenger RNA. RefSeq lists its product as uncharacterized. The transcript has a single exon. NCBI's taxonomy places the organism in Eukaryota, Fungi, Ascomycota, Dothideomycetes, Pleosporales, Pleosporaceae. The record is from RefSeq and is a predicted model, not a curated record. The coding region runs from base 1 to 738 and encodes 245 amino acids.
AUGUUGUCAGGAACCAUGUUUUCGGGAAAUAGAUCACCGCCGGAACCCGGAAUGGAUUACGUCGAUUACAUCAAGUCCCGCGAAAGAUUUGCCGCACUGAAAGCCAACCGCAUGCCAGACUUCGAGUCGAUGAAAAACGUGGACCUCCAAAAAGCAAUGAAAGUGCAGAGGCUAGGUAGAAUUGGAAACAAGGCAUACAUGGUCGACAAGCUGGAGGAUCAUUUCACAAAGAUGCGCGGGCAACACCAGAAACAGCUUUGGGACCAAGCCCAGAGUUUUAUACGUGAGCGACCGGAGCUCAUGCUUACCAGCAAGGCCAAAAGUGAGUCCUUCAGAAAGUCCUUCGUGGACUUGCCUCAGAUCCGGGACAUGAUUUACGAACUCGCCCUCUUCGACCCUCCUUCCAUAACGCCAAGAUACAUUACUGAACCGGGAGCCGAAAACGAUCAUCAUGCCGCUGGAGUUUUGAAGAUCACUGGCAACGCUGGUCGAUUCUCCCCUGUUCGUUCUUCGCAAUAUUCGCUGAUGGAUCUCGCCGAGCUUCGAGUUGACCGUAGUAUUUCAGUAUUGCAUGUUGUUGGCGCAUUGAACAACCAAAUCCGGCAAGAGGUACAGAAGUUGUUCUGGUCCCAUACCAGGGUCCAACUACAGUUUGGCCAACUGGGUCCUCUUUUUUCGGCAUCUGUCAGUUCCUCAAGAAGAUUGGUCCCCUUGGUAGGAGCUCUCUUGCUGGCUUGA